ACCAAGUCCUCAAAGAGUGGGGACAAGUGGACUCUGCGAGCGACCACAUGAACAUGUACAGGAACUUGCGAAAGCAGAACUUGCAGGAAGAGAACCAAGCCGUCGCCUUCAGCGAGGACCACCAGUGUUAUAAGAUUGUGGUGGAUGCACAAGACUUCAAGGAAGGCGACGUCAAGGUCAAGGUGGUGGACGAGAAUGAGCUAACAAUCGAAGGCAAUUUGGAGAUCAAGCGAGACGAUUCCGUGUCCAGCAAGAGUUUCUUCCGCCGUUUCUGCUUCCCAGGACUCGUGAGCGCCGACACCGUGACGUCCGGGAUGUCAUCUGACGGCAUCCUCACUGUUACUGUACCAAAGACAACAUCGGGAUCGAAGGCCAGUGCGGUUUCUGAAGCGUCAAAAUCUCAGGUUUCCCAGACUUCAUCUCAAAACACAGAAGACAAACAAACUCUCACAAAGGUAUCCAAAUCAGAACAGCAAAGUUUUCGUUCCGAGUAUCAGAAUGCAUCUACCAGAAGGACUGAAGCGACAUCGUCACUCGCAAACAAAAUUACAAGUGAGGAAAACCAAGAAGGCGCCAAUAGUAGAAUCUGUGAAAGCGGAAGCUCGCUUCUAGAAAGCACACAGUCAAGCAAGGACGCAGUGGACGACCAGUGGCUUCCCAUCUCCUCGAAGGGUCAUUUCUUCUCUGAUUCCUUCUUCGAAGACGUCCGUAAGGACUUCGAAACGGCUGUCAAUGAAGUCCUCAGCAGGCAUGACAUCAUGAGGAGUGCCAACGACGAACUCUCCUGCUACCGAAGUCUCCGGGAACGUGAGCUCAAGGAUGAGACUCAGGCGAUGAAGACCACGGAAGAUCAACACGGAUUUAAGGUGAGCAUAUGACGUCUUGGU
Molecule: messenger RNA, 887 nt
Organism: Penaeus vannamei (Pacific white shrimp)
Lineage: Eukaryota; Metazoa; Arthropoda; Malacostraca; Decapoda; Penaeidae
Source: RefSeq, a predicted model, not a curated record